AUGGGUGUUGACUUUCAUCCUCCGGAUUGUGAUAGGAGUAGCAGCGGUCUGUUGCUCGGUAGUGAAACAAAGUCUUCAGUUUCGCGCGGAAGGAUUGAAGAAGCUUUGGACAGAGACGCUGGGACGGAAGGUGAGGUAUGGGUCGAACCCGUGGACGUGUUGGAAGCAAUCGGCUUCGGAUGGCUGCAGUGGUUUGUUGCUAUUUACGGAGCCAUUUCGUACAGCCAGUUCGUCAUCCAUACGAUGACACCCACCUUGAGUCAAGAAAGCCUUUGGGUUCAGUGGCCACACCUCGCUACUGACCGAGUUGCUUACAAUGGCGUUUUUACUGGCCAGGCGAUCGCGCGAAUCGUUGCUGGAUUGUGGUUGAGCCCUUUGCUCGACGUUUUUGGUCGUAAGUGGUUGGUGUUUCUAGGGGUGCUAAUCCCUCUAAUAAUUGCCGUAAUUGCCAUGACAUCACCCAAUUUUGCGGUCUAUGCAACUCUUAGGUCACUAAUUGCCCUUACGUGUAUGACUGCUGGGUCUGGUGCCAGUGUGUAUGUGGUAGAGAUGGUCCACACGAAAAGAAGAGCAUUGAUGGCCUUGGCGUUCCAAUUGGUCGGCACCAGUUAUGUGAUGUACGCCACUGGCGUCAAGUGGGGGCUGGACGAUCGUAUAGACGUAGCUGAGGACAAGUCUUGGAGCAUUCAUGCCAAGAACAACCUUUGGAGGUGGUUUCAGCUGCUGUCGCAGCUGCCCAGCGUAGUAGCGCUUUUGAUGGGACUCUUCGCCUUCUACGAGACACCCCGGUUCCUCCUAACAGUUAAGAAGAACAGGGCCAAAGCUUGGCAGGUGUUCGACAAGCUAUCGCGGAAUAAGCCGGAAGUUGUUAAUGAUCGCUUGGGUCUGAACUCUGCUGUCAGGGCUGACCGGGGGCUUCAGGACGCUUUCAUUGGUCGCGAUGGAGAUGCGUUGCGCAAUAGUCAACGAUCCCACCGUCGUCCGCCGUUGACUGCGCGUCGAGAGCCGCAGAAUUUGGCUAUCGAGGAUUGUCGCGCGCGUGUGCGAUUUACCGGAAUUGAUGAUAGAAAAUCUCAGGAUACGAAUUCUACGCCCGAAACCUACCUGGACGGGCUGAAGGCAGUGUUUAACGUAAAGGUAACCUUCCGCGGCUGGGCGGAGCUGUUCACGCCGAAAUACUGGAAGCUGACCCUUGCGCUGUCUUCCAUUUGGUUUUUCACUGCCUUCAGCCACUGGGGUAUUACGUCAUAUUGUACGUUGUUCUUCCAGUACUUGGGCGUCAAUGUUAAUUUAGUCACGAUGCUCUCCUACGCUGUUCAAUUACCUUUCCACUGUUUGGAAUUUUAUGUAAUGCAAGCGAGCUGGGGAGGCAGAAUUUUCGCGAUCAAGUGGACAUCGUUGGCUGGCGCAAUAGUUUCAAUUAUCUUAGCAGCAUGUGCCAAGGUCGACAACCAAGCAUGGCUUUCGACCCUGGCAAUUUUGACUUUAUGCUCCGGCUCUGUUCUCUGGGGCCCUGUCUACUCGUAUUCCUCAGAAAGAUACCCGAUUCACCUAAGGGGCGCCGCCAUGGGACUGUUCUCCGCUAUCAACGGCCUGAGCACCGUGGUCACGACCUACGUUGGAAGCACUGGCCUUACCGGCGCUAAGCUGUACGUCAUGCCCCUCGUUUGGGGAGUCAUCCGACUCGCGGUCUGGAUUAGCAGUCUCAUCCUAGACGUGGAGGUCCGCGAUUUCGACCUGGGCGAUGACGUGGAUGGUGCUUCACCAAAUGGUGUUUCACCGAACGGCGUUACCACAUACCGCGACAAGAUUUGA
Molecule: messenger RNA, 1815 nt
Organism: Gregarina niphandrodes
Lineage: Eukaryota; Apicomplexa; Conoidasida; Eugregarinorida; Gregarinidae
Product: major facilitator family transporter
Exons: 1
Coding region: 1-1815 (604 amino acids)
Biological process (GO): transmembrane transport
Cellular component (GO): membrane
Molecular function (GO): transmembrane transporter activity
Source: RefSeq, a predicted model, not a curated record